Messenger RNA from Hypoxylon fragiforme, 2255 nucleotides. RefSeq lists its product as uncharacterized. The record is from RefSeq and is a predicted model, not a curated record. Gene Ontology annotation, molecular function: protein binding. The coding region runs from base 414 to 2108 and encodes 564 amino acids. NCBI's taxonomy places the organism in Eukaryota, Fungi, Ascomycota, Sordariomycetes, Xylariales, Hypoxylaceae. The transcript has a single exon.
UAUAUACAUAACAACAUUGUUUGCUUGUUUUCUAUUUCUUGUGAUACACAACUCGCAUUAAAGCAAUAUAUACAUAUAUAUACCAACAAUCAAUACGUACUCUUUUCAAUUUAUUCAAAGAAAUUACUUCAUUCUCUUAUAAGGUACCUACCUACCUAGUUAGUACCUACCCCUCACCUACGGAAGGUUCCUUCAAUCAGAUUGCCAUACGUCACGUCACAUCACAGCUCCCCAAAGCUCGGGAACAAUCCCGAUCUACACACCUACAUUCAACUUUAAAAAAACAAGCAGCUUGUCCAGCUUGUCUUCAAACUCUAUCUACUCUAGUUAUAUAUUUCUAUCUACUUAAACUGCUGCACUACUUUAGCUGCAUAUCUAUCUACUGGGCACAUUUUUUGUAUAUACAGUUCAAGAUGGAGUCCUUUACGAAACUCAAGCGUCGCGGCACCGACCUAUUCAGUUCUCUGCCGCAAGGCAUGCCCUCAAUGCCCUCGAUGCCUUCGAUGCCUUCGAUGCCUCAUCUUCCUCACUUACAGCGCAACACCGGUCGUCCCACAAUGAAGGGUACUUGGCAACAUGUCGCUAUCCCGCCGCUUCCGCGCUCCUCGCAUUCACUCGACAUUGUUGCCGGCAAUGCCUAUAUAUUUGGUGGCGAGAUCGAAGCCCGUAAACCUACUGACAACGACAUGCAUGUCAUCGCGCUACCUUCCUCCGGCGCUCCAGCCGACUACUACGCCGUGAAGGCCCGGCCACCUCAACAGCAGCACCGGCCAACUGAGGAAGCCCCAACGCCUAUUACGGAGGAGGACGAAACCGAGGCCGAGCUCAAAGAUCCCUUGACUGAAGUCCCGCUGAGCUCUCCAAACCCAACCGGCACCUCCCAAUUCCCUAGCGAGCCUUCAUCUGCUACGCUCGAUAAAGGGAAGUCUAAGGCUGUCGGUGACGAGGUUCCGUGUGCGCGUGUCGGCCACGCAACGGCCGUUAUCGGAUCGCGAAUCUUCCUAUUUGGUGGCCGUAGCGUCGAGUCUGCAUCCGAGCCGCUCAACGAGCAUGGCCGCGUCUGGGUUUUCGAGACCAAAACACAUACGUGGUCAGCCCUGGACCCAUACAACCCGCGUAACGACGAUGACGCUGUGCCACCCCCGCGCAGCUACUUUGCCGCCACCGCUACCGACAAGCCGCGAGACUUUGCCAUCAAGCCCCUGCGCCGCGCCUCUAGCUGGAAGCAGUGGGCCGAGGGUGAUUCAGCCGAGGUUGGAAUCCCGCAGCGCCCCAUUGCCGGGAGCGUCGCUGAACACGCAACCGAUGAGGAAGAUGCCGGAUUCGGCACGUUUAUUAUUCACGGCGGAUGCACGGCGGAUGGCGGACGCACAAACGACGUCUGGGCUUUCGACGUACGCAGCCGCACCUGGAAGGUUCUUCCUUCAGCCCCAGGGCCAGCGCGAGGCGGUGCGGCAUUGACGCUAGCUAAGGGUAGGCUGUACCGCUUUGGCGGGUACGACGGCCAGGCGGAACUAGGAGGCCAACUCGACGUUCUGGAGCUUGUGCUUGACGAGUUCGACGACCGCGUUAGCAAGGGCGAGAUCGGCGUGUUUGCCCGCGGGCAGUGGCAGUCCUUGGUCCAGCCCGGGUCUAUCAUCGUGACAGACAGCGAUGAGAAAUCUAAGCUCGCACAACCCGCGGCCGAGGAGUGGCCCGGACACCGCAGCGUAAGCAGCCUUGAGCUUGUGCUUAGCGGCGGUGGGCGGGAGUACCUGGUUCUGAUGCUCGGCGAGCAGAGCCCGAGCGCCGAGGGCCACGCCGGCGCAGGCCAGUUCUGGGGCGACGUCUGGGCCUUCCAGAUCCCGCCCAUCGGCAUGACGGCCGCCAGCUUCUCGGACGCCGUCAUGCACGCCGUCGGCCGGAAGACAGGCGAGGGCAAGUGGACCCGCGUAACCGUCGGCCCCUACGACGACGAGGACGAGCUGGAUGUCCAGGGCCCGGCCCCGCGGGGCUGGCUCGCAAGCGCGCCCCUCGGCGAUCUGGAAGAAAAUGCCAUCUUAAUCUUCGGCGGCCUGGGCGAGAACAACCGGCGGCUAGGCGACGGUUGGAUCUUCAGGCUGGAGUAGGGGUGUGCCGUUUAUAUAUCAUAAGAUGCCUGCCUACCUGCUUAUCUGCACAAGCACCUCAGUUCCCACAUAUGUACCUACCUACCUACCUACCUACUUAACUUGAGGUAUUUCGAGGGGUGGGGGUAAGGGGUAAGGGAGUUCCAA